GCACGUCGCCACGCCACCCAGCUCCCGCGGUUCCUAUUUCCGGCACGGCACCGGAGACACCCAAAAGAGGCUUCGCCGCCGCCGGCGCUCUCUCAAGACAUUGCUGCGCUUCCGUGACCUUGGGAGCCCGACUCGAGAGCUGAAAAUGCAAAACCAGCUCUAUGUGGAAACCACCAGACUUGCCCUAUAAUCUCUCGUUUAAGCAACCAUCGCUAUCUUGAUAAGUUGUUCUAUAUUCAUCCAACACGAUGGCACUAUGGUUUCAGAUGCAAAUGCCAAGGGACAGUAACAGCUGCCUCGGGUUGUAAGUUAAAAGGAUGGAUUAUGGUAAAUGUACAUCAAUUACCAAGGCUCUAUCUUUAAAUAUUGCACCAAGUUUUCUGAACCAGAUGCAUACAAAAACACAAUUUGAAGAGCAUGAAAGAGCUUCUGAGCUUGCCAAUACAAAGGAUGUUGACAUUGAUAGUAGAGAAAUAUAUUUUCUAAUUAUGCAUUUCUUAUCAUCUGGGCCAUGCCAUAAUGCCUUGGGGAAAUUACAUGAUGCACUUUUGGAACAUGAGCUUCUACCAAGGAGAUACCAUGCUUGGUAUUCACGAAAUAGAGAAAAUGGCGGAACCCAUAAUGAUGAUGGGUCAUCUUUCCCUUUGAAUUAUGAUAGCCUUGCUCAAAGGUAUUCACACAUUCAAAAGGAUCACUUGGUAAAACUGCUUAAGCAACUGAUAACUAGUUCGCCUCCUCCAUUACAUCAUAUGGGGAGAAAUACUCCUAGUGCUGCGGAUGUACCAACUCUUCUCGGAACAGGGCCAUUUUCCCUUUUAUCUUGUGAUAAACAUAUAUUAAGCACAAGAGGAAAACAUCCUCCAUCAUACCUUCGUUGGCCACACAUCCACGCUGGUCAGGUGCAUGGUCUUUGUUUGAGGGAAAUUGGAGGUGGUUUUGCAAAACAUCAUCGUGCUCCAUCGAUGCGUUUUGCAAGUUAUGCUAUUGCCAAGCCAUCGACUAUGGUGCAAAGGAUGCAGAAUAUCAAGAGACUAAGGGGACACAGGGAUGCUGUUUACUGUGCUAUAUUUGAUCGCUUGGGUAGAUAUGUGAUAACUGGCUCUGAUGAUCGCCUGGUCAAGAUUUGGUCUAUGGAAACUGCAUUUUGCCUGGCUAGCUGCCGUGGACAUGAAGGUGACAUCACUGAUUUAGCUGUCAGUUCAAACAAUGCACUAGUGGCAUCUGCUUCAAAUGACUACACAAUUCGUGCUUGGCGCUUGCCAGAUGGGAUGCCUAUUUCAGUUUUGCGUGGACACACAGCAGCAGUUACUGCCAUAGCCUUUAGUCCACGGCCGAGCUCUGUUUAUCAGCUUUUGUCGUCAUCGGAUGAUGGAACAUGUCGGGUUUGGGAUGCAAGGUACUCACAGUGUACUCCCCGUGUUUACCUGCCAAGGCAAACAGAUGUUACCUCUGGAAUAAAUGGCGUUUUCCGCUCAUCUAACAGCUCUCUCUCAGCUAAUGCAUUGGAGCCCCAUCAAAUACUAUGCUGCGCAUACAAUGCUAAUGGAACUGUUUUUGUGACUGGGAGCUCUGAUAGACAUGCAAGGGUUUGGGGUGCUCCUAAGCCCAAUGUGGAUGAGCCAGAUCAACCGAGCCAUGAGAUAGACAUAUUAUCUGGACAUGAGCAGGAUGUAAAUUAUGUGCAGUUCAGCGGUUGUGCAGUGAGUUCUCCUCGAUGUUCAACUCAUGAUUCUCUUGUGGAGGACAAAAUUCCAAAAUUUAGAAAUUCUUGGUUUAGUCACGACAAUAUAGUUACUUGUUCUCGAGAUGGCAGUGCAAUCAUCUGGAUACCUAAAUCGCGCAGGGCAUAUGUUAAGGCAGGACGUUGGGCGAAGGCUUAUCAUCUCAAAGUUCCUCCACCUCCAAUGCCACCACAACCUCCUCGAGGAGGACCACGACAAAGAUUACUUCCAACUCCUCGUGGGGUCAAUAUGAUUGUUUGGAGCCUAGAUAAUCGUUUUGUUCUUGCUGCUAUUAUGGAUUGCAGAAUUUGCGUUUGGAAUGCCAAUGAUGGUAGUUUAGUGCACUCCUUGACUGGUCACACUCAAUCUACUUAUGUCUUGGAUGUUCAUCCUUUCAACCCCAGAAUUGCAAUGAGUGCUGGUUAUGAUGGGCAAACAAUUUUGUGGGAUAUAUGGGAGGGUACUCCUAUCCGAACAUACGAGAUCGGACGUUUUAAGCUGGUUGAUGGAAAGUUUUCGCAGGAUGGAACAUCAAUUGUCCUUUCAGAUGAUGUCGGGCAAAUAUACCUUCUAAACACAGGCCAAGGUGAGUCUCAGAAGGAUGCAAAAUAUGAUCAGUUCUUUCUUGGGGAUUAUAGACCCCUUAUCCGGGAUGCACAUCAGAAUGUUAUUGAUCAGGAAACACAAUUGGCUCCAUACCGACGUAAUUUGCAGGAUCCUCUUUGCGAUUCAAGUAUGAUUCCAUAUCCCGAACCGUAUCAAAGCAUAUACCAACGACAUCGACUUGGAGCUUUAGGCUUCGAAUGGCGCCCUACUUCCAUAAAAUUUGCAGUUGGGACUUAUGCUGGUUUGAGCCAAGAAUACCAAGUAUUGCCCUUGGCUGAUUUGGACAUUGUCGCUGAACCUCUGCCCGAGUUUUUGGAUGCUAUGAACUGGGAACCUGAAAAUGAUGUCGUAAAUGAUGACACUGAUUCAGAAUACAUUAUCAACGAGGAAUGUUCCAGUGAAGAAAAGGGACAUUUGUGCGGAAACUCUAGUGAUCCAGAUUGCAGUGAAGAUGAGAAGAUAAGACAAAGUCACAAUCGGAGGUCAAAAAGGAAAAAAUCCAUUUCAGAAAUUGAGUGUGUGACCUCUUCAGGAAAGCGCAUAAGGAAGAGAAUAAUAGACAAGGACGUUAGUUCAUCAAAAAGUAAAAGAACCGGAAAAUCAAGAAAGGGUCGAAAGACUGCUAAGAAGAAUUCUAAAAAACCAAAGCCAUUGAGACCACAACGAGUUGCCACGCGCUAUGCAAACAAUGUUUUUCUACAUCAUUCUGAUUUGUCUACAGGCGAAGAGGAUGAUGAUAGCUCAGAUUACUAUUCAUCAGAGAAUGAUUCACAGGAGGGCUCAUUUGUUCAGAGUGAAGAUUCUGAUGGCAUGUUGGAGGAGGACUGUGUGAAGUAUUUGACAGAUGAACAGACACCCGCUUCAGAUGAGCUGCCAACAUGCUCCCAACCACAAGUAAAUGUUGAAAAAAAGAGGGGACUAGUCUUGAAGUUCUCCAUUCGUGAUGCUAAGAAGCCUGUGCCAUUAAAACUCUCCAACACAGAUUCUGGUGGUGAGACCUUUUCAGCAUCUUCUUCUUUAAGAGUUGGCGAAGACAAAAAUCUUGAAAAUAAUAACAUUAAAAAGAAGUCCAUGGAUCUUGGAUCAGCUUCCUCAUGUAGAAUUGAUUCUGAUGCAUCUGAAAACAAGAAAAGAGCUGAGUAUACUGAGAUUGAAGACCUCAACAUACUGUCCGGGGAUAUGAAAAUGUCCGAAGGUUACCAGGACCCAGUGAGUGCGUCUGGAGAAGUCAAAGCAAACACUUCCAGUCAAACCCUGUCAGGUGAUUUGGCACGUGCUGGUUCAUUCAUUGGUUCUCCUGGAAAUUUUGUCAACAAUAUCAAUACAAAAGAGCAUAUCAGUCUUGAUAAUGGAUACGGAAAGGCAUCUGCUGAUUUUAGAAUUAAAGAUGAGGAGCAUAUGUUGCCAGGAGAGAUCUGCAAGCAAAGAACCAGUGAUUGCCAUAGGCAACAUGAUGAUGAGGUCUCUGGAUGUUCUUAUAAUCAGGCGCAUAUUAAAGCUGGGGCUUAUAAUAAUACCUCUGACAACUUUUCUCCUCAAAUGAAUGGGAAGCCUAAAUUGAAGCCAACCAUACUAAAAAUUAAAUCAAGGACAGUUCCUGGGGAGUUGAGAGCUCCUUUGGAGAAUACAUUUUCUACACCCAUGGAUGUUUCUUGUGAGGAUGAUUCAAGGCCGAGCAAGGAAAGGAAUAGAUUUCUAACAUUGUCUGGAACCGGCAAUGGCACCAACGAGCCAGACUGUUUGCAGCGUGUACAUCUAGAGAUGGAUAAUGCUGUUAAUGGAAGCAAGUGUAGUAGAAAAUCUUCAAUGGACUAUCUGCAUUCUGUAACAGAUGCAACGAGGAAAAAACGGACCUUAAGAUUGAAAGCAGCUUCAAGAGAAAUUGAUUCUGAUAACCUUUCCCAGAGAGCAGUUAAUUUUUUCACAUCAGAUGGAGUUUCAACUUCUAGGAGCAAGGAAGAAGUUUCUUACAAUGAUGAAAAGGUUUAUCCAAACCGCUUCACCAAUGUACCAAGAAAAUCAGACUGGUUAUUGUUGUCAAAGAAAGAAGAGGGGUAUCGCUACAUACCUCAGCUAGGUGAUGAAGUAGCAUACUUGAGACAGGGCCAUCAAGAAUAUAUAGACUCUAGCCAAUCAUUGGCGCGAUGCCCUUGGGAAAAGCAUGGGGCAAGAAUCAGAGCUGUGGAAGUCUGCUUGGUUGAAGAACUUAGUUAUGCAACUGUCCCUGGUUCUGGAGAGAGUUGUUGUAAAAUCACACUAAAAUUCAUCGAUCCAUCUUCUACUGUACUUGACCAGAAAUUCAAACUUACAGUGCCAGAACUAAAUGACUUCCCAGACUUUAUUGUUGAGAAAUCACGGUAUGAUGCAGCAGUGAAAAGAUCUUGGGCGUGUGGAGAUGAGUGUCAAGUCUGGUGGAGGGACGAGAAUGAGGAAAAUGGUGGUAGAUGGUGGGAUGGUAAGAUAGUAUCUGUCAAAGACAAAUCAAAUGAGUUCCCAGGGAGUCCAUGGGAAAGAUAUGUUGUUAAGUAUAACAGUGACGAAACAGAUACCCAUCUUCACUGUCCCUGGGAACUGCAAGAUCCAUAUUCCCUUUGGGAGCAUCCACAUAUUGAUCCAGAAAGCAACAACAGGAUGCUGAGUGCUCUCAAUAAAUUGCUGCACCGUGCAAAUACUAAUCAGGAUUAUUACGGGAUUCUGCAGUUAAUAAACGUAGCUGGGAAAGUAGAAUAUAUAAACAGGUUUCCUGUUCCAUUAUCCCCUGACAUAAUCCACUCGAGGUUGGAAAAUAAUUAUUAUAGAAGCUUGGAGGCUUUAAAGCAUGAUGUCAGAGUGAUGCUCGGGAAUGCUAAGGAUUACUUUGGGAAAAAUACCGCAGUGGCAGUAAAGAUGAAGCGGCUGUCAGAUUGGUUUGCAGAUCACUUUUCAAAACUGUGAGGUUAUUAUCAUUCCCUCGUAAUUUUUUUUGUUGAAGUUCAAGGGAAAGCCCUUUCCAUCCCCUCUAUUCUCAUAUACGCAAGCGGCAAGCCAAUCAUCACUCACACCAGCUUGCCCAUAGCCCAUACCCUACAUUUUUAUUCUUGUAGUCCAUGCUACAACAUCUGCAAAAAGUAUGUUUAGUGUGGACUUUCUUGGACCUUUUUUUAUUAUUAUCAUAGCAAAUUAGCAACUGGUACAACUGACACAACUAAAAAAUUAGUACAUUCUGUCUUUCUUUUUUAAUAAAAAAAGGUCAACAGA
This is a messenger RNA of Cuscuta campestris, 5564 nucleotides long. The record is from the annotation of a GenBank genome assembly. Lineage: Eukaryota; Viridiplantae; Streptophyta; Magnoliopsida; Solanales; Convolvulaceae.